AUGAAUAGUCAUUUGUUGUUAUUUUGCUUAAGUAUAAUUAGUCGCGUUAGUUCAAAUACAGAAACCUGCAACAAGUUUGAAACUUGCACUGAAAAUGAAACCAAGAACAAAUACGACAGAGAAGUCAAUGAAUGGGCACAAAAACUUAAACAGAACAUAAAUUCCGCCUUAGAACAAUAUGUACCAUGUAAAACUGCUAACUGUAGUUGUCAUAAAUCGAUAAUUGACUUGGACCUACUGCCAUUCCAAGAUGGUAUCACCAAAGAGCUAUUUGAUACAGCUGUAUCUAAAGGAACUAAAUAUCAGAUAAUAAAUGGCAAAUUAUACAGAGAGAUUGACUGCCAUUUCCCGGCUAGGUGUGCUGGAGUGGAACACUACUUGACUGCUUUGGCUCCUAAAAUGCCAAACUUAGAAAUAGCAAUUAAUACUAGAGAUUGGCCACAAGUUAAUAAACUAUGGGGUCAUCCAAAAGCUCCAGUAUUCUCUUUCAGUAAGACAAAAGAUUAUUACGAUAUAAUGUAUCCUGCAUGGAGUUUUUGGGAAGGGGGCCCUGCAAUAUCUCUUUAUCCAACAGGUAUAGGCAGAUGGGAUAAACACAGAAUAUCGAUUUCUAUUGCAGCUGAAAAGUGGCCAUGGGAGGCAAAACAAGACAAAGGAUUUUUUCGAGGUUCGCGCACAAGUGAAGAAAGAGAUACGUUGGUAUUACUUUCACGAUCUGAACCUCACCUAGUUGAUGCCCAGUACACAAAAAAUCAAGCCUGGAAAUCAGACAUGGACACCCUUUAUGCCGAGCCAGCUCCAGAAGUACCAUUUGAAGAACACUGUAAAUUCAAGUAUCUAUUCGACUACAGAGGAGUAGCUGCCAGUUUUCGAUUUAAACAUUUGUUUCUAUGUAAAUCAUUAGUUUUUCAUGUUGGUGACCAAUGGCUAGAAUUUUUCUACCCUUCUUUGAAACCAUGGGUACAUUACGUACCCAUUAGUGUAAAAGCGACAGAAGAUGAUAUCAAACAACUCCUCAUAUUUUUUAAAGAAAAUGAUCAGCUAGCAUCUGAAAUUGCAAAUCGGGGCUUCCAGCAUAUAUGGGAUCAUUUAACUGACAAGGAUGUAAAAUGUUAUUGGAGAAGAAUAUUGAAAAAAUAUAGUACACUUGUAAAGUAUGAUGUUGUUAAAGAUCACAAGAUGAAAUUAAUCUCGUAG
Arctia plantaginis is the source of this 1197-nucleotide messenger RNA. The record is from the annotation of a GenBank genome assembly. NCBI's taxonomy places the organism in Eukaryota, Metazoa, Arthropoda, Insecta, Lepidoptera, Erebidae.